Molecule: messenger RNA, 1602 nt
Organism: Cladophialophora yegresii CBS 114405
Lineage: Eukaryota; Fungi; Ascomycota; Eurotiomycetes; Chaetothyriales; Herpotrichiellaceae
Exons: 1
Coding region: 1-1602 (533 amino acids)
Biological process (GO): regulation of DNA-templated transcription
Molecular function (GO): zinc ion binding; DNA-binding transcription factor activity, RNA polymerase II-specific
Source: RefSeq, a predicted model, not a curated record
AUGCCAGUCCCGCAGCAAGGUAAGCGGCAGCGGAGAUGGGCCCCGAAAGUGAGGACCGGGUGCAAGACGUGCAAGAUCCGGAGAAAGAAGUGCGAUGAGAAGAGACCGAGUUGCUCGCGCUGCCUCAAGGACAAGUUCCCGUGUGAUGGCUACGAUUCGCCCAAGGCGUGGGUGUCCGAGCCUGGCGAGCCGCCAAGAGUCGUCCAGGUCGAGGAGGCCAGGGCCUCGAAUGCAGAUCCCGACUCUAUGGACGAGUCACUGCGGUCUUUGGGCCUCAGCGACGACUCUACGACCCGUCAGAAUCUAGGGCUACCCUUAGGGUCAGGCAACGCUGGACAAGUCGAAGACACCGACGCAGCUUACACUGGGGACCCCAGCCUGGGUCCGCGAAUUGCUCGUCCAUAUGACAUUCUUCUUCUCGAGCCAUCGAGCCCGUGGACGACGGAACUCGACCAAAAUUAUACACAGUACUACCUCCUCAAGACGGCGCCUCUGCUGUCUUCGACGCGACGAUGGCGGGACUUCUGGCAGUGCAUAGUCCCGCAGGCCGCGUGGGUGAACGCCGCUGUCCGCCACGCCAUGAUUGCCGUGUCCUUGACAUUCGACACCUACGUCUCGGGCACGGACCACAGGGACAUGAUACUCUCUAGGCGGAACCAAGCGAUCGCCGCCUUCGCCACCGAGCCAAGCAGUUCCUGGGAAGUCGGGCUGAUCAUCUGCCGCUUGUUCUCGUCCAUGGCGCAAUGCAACGAGGACUUCGAGGCCGCCAUGACGCACAUGAAGGCCGGGGAAAAGAUGGUCCUGCAGGCCACUCGGGACGGCCACCACCGGACGUCCGAGGUCGUGCGCCUCAUGGCCGCCACGUUCAUGGGCCUGUUCGCCGACUCGACCAUCGACUUUGACGUGAUCAGGCGGUUCGCGCCCAAGGCCCGACAGGCGUUCCGCACGUUGCAGAGGAUGUGCUCCGAUUAUGCGCGGAUGCUGCGGCGCAUCACGAACCUCCACUGGGACGGGCAUACCGAAACGGCCGACAAGACCAUCGAGACGGCGACCAUGGGUUUUCUGUCGGUUGUCUUUACCACGUUGAACCAGGCCAUCAGCUCGGCCAUGUACCCGGACGUACUUGUCUUUGUGCCCGACGACGGCAUCGUCCCCGUACAUGAUAUCCGAGCGGAACUGGAGGAGCAGGGAGAUCUGCUGGGUUUCGAUGGCCUCAGAGACGUGCAUCGCCCACUCUUCGAUGCCGUCGAAGCAUACUUUGGCCCGCCGGUCGUCGGGCACCACGCCACAAAAGCACGAGGUCAGACGCGAUACUCGCUACCGAAUAAUCUCGAAAAGCGCCUCAAAGUCUUUGUCGAGAAUUAUGUCGUCCAGGCCUUUGAACUCGAGCCGCGCAUGACGGCAGGGACCUUCUGGCUGCCUGAGUCCAUGAUCCCGGGCUGCUUGAUGGACAAGAACCCGGACCUUCCGGCCGGAGAGACCGAUUGUCUGCAUCGACCGUCUAGUGGACAUUCGUACAGGGAGGAGGACCAUAUCACGAGGGAGAGAAGAGAGUAUUAUCACGAGUUUGUAUGCCAAUACCGGAGCGGCUUCAUGAUCUGA